Messenger RNA from Loxodonta africana (African savanna elephant), 8668 nucleotides. RefSeq names its product BCL11 transcription factor B (gene BCL11B). The transcript has 4 exons. Gene Ontology annotation, molecular function: DNA-binding transcription factor activity; RNA polymerase II cis-regulatory region sequence-specific DNA binding. The record is from RefSeq and is a predicted model, not a curated record. Gene Ontology annotation, biological process: positive regulation of transcription by RNA polymerase II. Gene Ontology annotation, cellular component: nucleus. The coding region runs from base 1032 to 3719 and encodes 895 amino acids. Lineage: Eukaryota; Metazoa; Chordata; Mammalia; Proboscidea; Elephantidae.
UAUCCCAUUGUACAGAGGCAGCCCCAGCCAUAGAGAGACCGAGAGCUCCCAGAGAACCCGGACUCCGCCAUCUUCACGUUGCAAUCUAUAGCUCCCAGUCCGCGCCCGCACCGACCCAGGCGCACUGGGCGAGCCGCCCCUCCGCCCCGCUCCCCCCGGGCCCGCGGCGCCAGGGGAGCGCUGGGGAGCGCUCGCGGGGACCCGGCAGCUCCUGCGGCCGGCGCCAGCCUGCCAGGUGAACUGGGAAGGAGCCGCUCCUGGAGUCCCCCCAGAGCCUCCGAAGGGUCAGUCUCCGAGAAAAAAAAAAACAAAAAACAAAAAGCAGGCAGCCAGCAGAACACCCAGAAACCACCGAAUCGGGGCAGUUUUACAUUGCUUUGGGUUUUUUGAGGGGGCGGGGUGAAGGGGUACGAGACAAGUCCCCAAGUUUUCUCUGCUUUUUUUUUUCUUUUUCUUCUUUUAUUAUUUUUUAUUUGUUUGCAUUUUUUUUCUUUUUUUUUUUCCCCCUCCUGGUAGAAGUGCGUUCUCCACCUACCAGACCCUGAAGGAAAGUGUACGGAGCCGGUGCAAAAUCCGGUUUAAGUUCAAGACGACAUUUGGAAGUCCAAGAGGCCAAGCAGUCUGAAGAAGUCUAAGAGAUUUUUUUCUUUCAAAAGAAUAUAUUUUAAAAAGAAACCAGCCAGUCCGCGGCAAGCAACAGCAGUUUUUUUUUUUUUUUGGCCUCUUUCUCCCAUUUUAGAUCGAGAGCCUUUUUUUCUUUUUGUUUUUCUUCUUUUUCUUUUUGCAAACAAAACAAAAAAAGCCUAGAAGAAAGAGCAAAAUAAAGAAGAAGAGGAGGAGGAGGAAGAGAGGGCAAGAGAGGAAGGGGAAAAGAAAGAAAGAAAGAAAGAAAAAAACAACAACACACCAACCGGGCCGAGGAGGCGCGGCGGCGACGGUAGCGGCGCGGCGCGGCGGCGGCGGCUGAACCCCCUCCCCGGCUCCCCAUCCGAGCAGCUCUCCGGGCUGAUGCCAGAAUAGAUGCCGGGGCAAUGUCCCGCCGCAAACAGGGCAACCCGCAGCACUUGUCCCAGAGGGAGCUCAUCACCCCAGAGGCUGACCAUGUGGAGGCUGCCAUCCUCGAGGAAGAUGAGGGUCUGGAGAUAGAGGAGCCCAGUGGCCUGGGGCUGAUGGUGGGUGGCCCCGAUCCUGACCUGCUCACCUGUGGACAGUGUCAGAUGAACUUCCCCCUGGGGGACAUCCUGGUUUUUAUAGAGCACAAGAAGAAGCAAUGUGGCGGCAGCCUAAGUGUCUGCUACGACAAGGGUCUGGAUAAGGGCAGCCCGCCGCCCUCUGCGCGCUCCGAGCUCAGGAAAGUGUCCGAACCGGUGGAGAUUGGGAUCCAGGUCACCCCUGACGAAGAUGACCAUCUGCUCUCGCCCACGAAGGGCAUCUGCCCCAAGCAGGAGAACAUUGCAGGGCCGUGCAGGCCUGCCCAGCUGCCAGCGAUGGCCCCCAUCGCUGCCUCCUCCUCCCACCCUCACACAUCCGUGAUCACGCCACCUCUGCGCGCGCUGGGCGCCCUCCCGCCCUGCUUUUCCCUGCCGUGCUGCGGGGCGCGCCCGCUCUCGGGCGACGGCACUCAGGGUGAGGGUCAGACGGAGGCUGCGGCCCCCUUUGGAUGCCAGUGUCAGUUGUCAGGUAAAGACGAGCCUUCCAGCUACAUUUGCACAACAUGCAAGCAGCCCUUCACCAGCGCCUGGUUCCUGCUGCAGCACGCGCAGAACACGCACGGCUUCCGCAUCUACCUGGAGCCGGGCCCGGCCAGCAGCUCGCUCACGCCGCGCCUCACCAUCCCGCCGCCGCUCGGGCCCGAGGCGGUGGCCCAGUCGCCGCUCAUGAAUUUCCUGGGUGACAGCAACCCCUUCAACCUGCUGCGCAUGACGGGCCCCCUCCUGCGCGAGCACCCGGGCUUCGGAGAGGGCCGCCUGCCUGGCACGCCGCCGCUCUUCAGCCCGCCGCCGCGCCACCACCUGGACCCGCACCGCCUCAGUGCCGAGGAGAUGGGACUCGUCGCCCAGCACCCCAGUGCCUUUGACCGAGUCAUGCGCCUGAACCCCAUGGCCAUCGACUCGCCCGCCAUGGACUUCUCGCGGAGGCUGCGCGAGCUGGCGGGCAACAGCGCCACGCCGCCGCCCGUGUCGCCGGGCCGCGGCAACCCUAUGCACCGGCUCCUGAACCCCUUCCAGCCCAGCCCCAAGUCCCCGUUCCUGAGCACGCCGCCGCUGCCGCCCAUGCCGCCCGGUGGCACGCCGCCGCCGCAGCCCCCGACCAAGAGCAAGUCCUGCGAGUUCUGCGGCAAGACCUUCAAGUUCCAGAGCAAUCUGAUCGUGCACCGGCGCAGCCACACAGGCGAGAAGCCCUACAAGUGCCAGCUGUGCGACCACGCGUGCUCGCAGGCCAGCAAGCUCAAGCGGCACAUGAAGACGCACAUGCACAAGGCCGGCUCGCUGGCCGGCCGCUCCGACGACGGGCUCUCGGCUGCCAGCUCCCCGGAGCCGGGCACCAGCGAGCUGGCCGCCGAGGGCCUCAAGGCGGCCGACGGCGACUUCCGCCACGAGAGCGACCCGUCGCUCGGCCACGAGCCCGAGGAGGAGGACGAAGAGGAGGAGGAGGAGGAGGAGGAGCUGCUACUGGAGAACGAGAGCCGGCCCGAGUCGAGCUUCAGCAUGGACUCGGAGCUGAGCCGCAGCCGCGAGAACGGCGGCGGCGUGGGCGGCGUGGCCGUGGGCGCGGGCGCGGGCGCGGCCAAGCUGGCCGACGAGAAGGCGCUGGUGCUGGGCAAGGUCAUGGAGAACGUGGGCCUGGGCGCGCUGCCGCCGCAGUAUGGCGAGCUGCUGGCCGACAAGCAGAAGCGCGGCUCCUUCCUGAAGCGCGCGGGCAGCGUGGCCGGCGACCCCGGCGACGAUGAGGACGCGGGUGGCUGCGGGGACGCGGGCGCAGGCGGCGCGGUCAACGGGCGCGGUGGCUUCCCGGGCGCCGAGCCCUUCCCGGGGCUCUUCCCGCGCAAGCCGGCGCCGCUGCCCAGCCCCGGGCUGCCCAGCGCGGCCAAGCGCAUCAAGGUGGAGAAGGACCUGGAGCUGCCGCCGGCCGCGCUCAUUCCCUCGGAGAACGUGUACUCGCAGUGGCUCGUGGGCUACGCCGCGUCUCGCCACUUCAUGAAGGACCCCUUCCUGGGCUUCACGGACGCGCGCCAGUCGCCCUUCGCCACGUCGUCCGAGCACUCGUCUGAGAACGGCAGCCUGCGCUUCUCCACGCCGCCCGGCGACCUGCUGGACGGCGGGCUGUCGGGGCGCAGCGGCACGGCCAGCGGGGGCAGCACGCCGCACCUGGGCGGCCCGGGCCCGGGGCGGCCCAGCUCCAAGGAGGGCCGGCGCAGCGACACGUGCGAGUACUGCGGCAAGGUGUUCAAGAACUGCAGCAACCUGACGGUGCACCGGCGGAGCCACACCGGUGAGCGGCCUUACAAGUGCGAGCUGUGCAACUACGCGUGUGCGCAGAGCAGCAAGCUCACGCGCCACAUGAAGACGCACGGGCAGAUCGGCAAGGAGGUGUACCGCUGCGACAUCUGCCAGAUGCCCUUCAGCGUCUACAGCACCCUGGAGAAACACAUGAAAAAGUGGCACGGCGAGCACUUGCUGACUAACGACGUCAAAAUCGAGCAGGCCGAGCGCAGCUAAGGCGCCGCCGCCGCCACCAUCCGGCCAGCGCGCCGCUGCCGUCGGCCCGGUCCCCGCACCUGUACAGUGGACCUGUUGCCAACCGAGAGAAUGCUAACCUGACUCGCCUGCGUGUCCCCGCCACUUAGCACCCCGCGUGUCCCCGCGUGUCCCCGGGGCGCAGGGGAGGCGGCACUCCAACCCAACCUGUGUCUGCAAAGUCCUAUGGAAACCCGAGGGUGGAUUAAGGCAGCAAACAUUGUGGAGCCUUUUAACUGUGCAAUAAUUUCUGUAUUUAUUGGGUUUUGUAAUUUUUUUUUUUUGGCAUGUGCAGGUACUUUUUAUUAUAAUUCUUUCUGUUGAAAUUCCUUUAAACGAUUCUGUUGGAUAUCCAUCCCUUCAUUUUUUUUAACCCGGUAGUAGCCUGAGGUGAUUUACAAUGUAGAAGGGAAGCCUAUCUUUUAAAUUAUAAUUUUUUGUGUGUGGGGGGGGGGCGCUGCUUUUUUGAAAUUUAAGCUAAGCAUGUGUAAUUUCUUGUGAAGAAGCCAACACUUCAAUGACUUUUAAAGUCGUUUACUCUUUUGAUUCCUUCUCUUUUCUUUUGUCCUGAGAUGACAAAGCGGCAUGCGUUGUGAGGGGGGCGGGGGUGUGGAUAUACAGCGAUAACAAUCUUUAAAGUUGUAGCACUUUGUUUCAGGAUUGGAAUGGAGAUGUGGCACGGAUGACGUCCUGCGCAGCAGCGGCCUGUUCUGUCUUGAUUUCAACCCUCGCGUUAUAUAAGGAAAACUUUUGGUGGUGGUGGGGAGGAGAGAGGCACCUUGAGGGGCAGGUGCCACUCCGCACCGCCAGAGAAGGGGGAAGGGCUUUGAGAGCAGGCGCCAGAGACUGGCCCAAGAGCCUCUGAAGUCGUGCAUGAACACGGCGCGCUGUCCUUUUCCUGGAGUGUUGUAUGCCCUGGGAUGCUGUCCUGGCUCUUUGCUGUAGAUCAGGCCAAAUGAAAUAGGCAAGCGUCCUUUUUGGGGUAGAUGGUAGUGGCCUGCCAUGACACAGAAAGGAAGACACCGUGCUGGUCGUGCAGCUUCUCCUGGCUUGAUGGCCUCUCUCUCUGCGCCACCCCACCAUAUAAAUCCCAUGUUGGAUAUUGCUACAAGUGAUAAUGGGUAGGUCUCAAGCAGACAGAUGCCCUGAUGGUUACCUGAGGAAGUCAGUCAGUGCCCUCUCAUCUAAGGCACCUGAUGACAUCAUAGGCAGAGGGGAAAAGUCUUGUGAAUUUCUUUCUAGUCCCUUUUCUUGGGAAAGCAGAGGAAGGAACCCAGCGCUACUUCCCAGUUUUUUUCCCCCAUCCCGUUAGAUUGCAAGGAACUGCACAUUGGACUGUUGAGAUUAGACAUUUGGAUUUUGUUGACCCGCACUUUAAAGCUUUUGUUUGCAUUUAAAUGAAAUGGCUUCUCAACAAGAAAUUGCAGCAUAGUCUUCUCCUUGGCCCAGAGGUGGGUUAGACUGUAAGGGACAGCUGAGAUGGAGUGUCAGUGUUGCUAAGCGUGGCGUUCACAAUACUGGCACUAUAAAGAACAAAAUAAAAUAAUUUAUUGGACAGUUUUUCUGCUGCCAUCCAAUUUGACGUGAGUGCCUUGGAAACUGAUCUUCCUAUUUGAGUCUCUUGAGACAAAUGCAAAACUUUUUUUUUUUUUUUGAAAUGAAAAGACUUUUUAAAAAAGUGAGAUGAGAAAAGUACAUUCUUUAGAAACAAACAAAGCCACAUUUACUUUAAAUACAUUAAAAACAAAAACAAAAACAAACCCUGGUUGAAGAUAGAGGACAUGAAAUGCCAUAAGACCCAGUCAAAUGAAGACACAAACCCAGCACAACUUUGGACGCCUGUUAGUUGAAUUACCCUCAGCCCUUUUUUUGUUUUGGGGACAACGCUGCUUAGAUAUGGAGUGGAGGUGAUUUACUGCUGAAUUUACUGCUCAAGUGACACAAGUUACGUGCUGAUAUCGUUGAAUGAAAAACAAACAAUUCAGGAACAAUGGCUCAUUUUUUUCUAAAGUUAAAUUUAGUGCACUCUGUCUUAAAAAUACGUUUACAGUAUUGGAUACAAACAAGGGUGAAAAAAAAUUGUGUGUGUGUGUGUGUGUGUUGGAGCGGUCUUUUUUUCAAAGUUUGCUUAAUAGGUUAUACAAAAAUGCCACAGUGGCCAUGUGUAUAUUGUUUUCCUUUGGUGACGGGGUUUUAGUAUAUAUUAUAUAUAUUAAAAUUUCUUGAUGACUGUAAAAGUGGACCAGUAUUCGUAAUAAUCGAGAAUGCCUGGGCAUUUUACAAAACAAGAAAAAAAAAAAAAAAAAACCACCCCUUUUCUUUUCCUUGAAAAAUGUUGCAGUAAAAUUUACAUGGUGGGUCUAUAAAUUUGUUCUUGUCCCAGUAACUGUAAAGUCGGAGUUUUAGUAAAUUUUUUUCUGCCUUGGGUGUUGAAUUUUUAUUUCAAAAAAAUGUAUAGAAACUUGUAUUUGGGGAUUAAAAGGGUGUUGCUACACCAUGUAGAAAAAGUAUGUAGAAAAAAAAAGUGCUAAAUAUUGUUAUUGCUUUGCAGAAAAAAAAAAAAUCACAUUUCUGACCUGUACUUAUUUUUCUCUUCCCACCUCCCUCUGGAAUGGAUAUAUUGGUUGGUUCAUAUGACGUAGGCACUUGCUGUAUUUUUACUGGAGCUUGUAAUUUUUUAACUGUAAGCUUGUCCUUUUAAAGGGAUUUAAUGUACCUUUUUGUUAGUGAAUUUGGAAAUAAAAAGAAAAAAAACCAAAAAAACAAAAACAAACAGGCUGCCAUAAUAUAUUUUUUUAAUUUGGCAGGAUAAAAUAUUGCAAAAAAAAAAAAAAAAAUUUGUAUGUUAAGUCCUUAUUGUACAGGAGAAAAAAAAAGGUUGUUUGACAACCUCUGAGGAAAAGAAACAAAAGGAAAUAGUUCACUGCUUUGGUUCCCACAUCAUUUUAGUUGUAUAUAUUUUUGUCAGAAUUGGUCUACACAAAGGACUGUUGGCAUCACAGGGCGUCCCUCUGAAGGCCCCAAACCUUGCAUCAAGGCUCCCUGGUGUGGCCAUAGGAGACCUGGCGGGGAAUUCGCUGUUCGUGUUGAGUGGGAAAAUCCGUUGUUGUAAAGUUGUUGGUGACAUUCCACAGAGUCCUCCCUUUCUCUAAGAGGCCAUCUGUCAGAUGAGAGUAGAAAUCCAGAGGGCAUCUCUGGCAUCGCCACGGUGGCGGCCGCCGCCUCCGACACCACCACCUCUCCCGCCCGUAAGAGCAGAGAGAAAUGCAAACGGGGUUUCUUAGUCCUUGAAAACACAUCGAAUGUCCUGAAAGGAGCUGGUGCAUCCGCCAGGCCCAGGUGACGCAGUCUGCUGCCGAGCCCAGUGUUAAGCCGGGUUCUGGAAGGCGAGGCCAGGGCCGGCGCCCUGACCCAGCUCAGCCAGGACCCCUGCGUCCCCUGGAGAGCGCUGGCCUGUUGUCUCUUGACCUGCUUUGCUGCUUUUCUCUCCGAAACUUACAUUCGGACAUUCGGUCAGUCUCCGAGUGCCGAGGGCCUGGGAUGAAUUCGGUGCCUUUCCGUUUCUCUCUCUCCUUCCUGUGUGUCCACCUCCAGCGUCUUUGUCGGCCUUUAUUUGUUCAUUUCAUUUCUUUACCUUCUCCCUUCCCCCUCCUUUUUCUUUCUUUUCUCUUUUUUUUGUAAAGCCAAGUAGCUUUGAAAUAAUAAAGUGGUGGUUUUUUGGAUGAGGGAAUAAUUUUUUUUAAAUACCUGUAUCAGAAAGCCAUUUUUUUUUAAAUUUUAAUUUCAGGAAAUGUAAGAAAAUGUUCUUUCAGGUUAGGGAAGCAUAACCAAGCACCCUUUGGGGCAGAUCUGAACCACAUGCGGAAAUCUCUCUUCUGGGAGCAUUGUGUUUCAUGGGCUCUGUGCUCCUUGCCACUUACCCUUGCAAAGUUAAGGGGAGAAGGAGGGAGAACAGUGAGACUUGAGUUUCCUGCCCGCUUGACCCAGAGACCCAGGGGCUGCCGCUCAUGUGGCCAUGCUGCGAAGACAACCAGAGCCCCCCAGGUAUCCCCUGCAGUUAGGACAGCUCACCAGCUCUCACCAGCAGCUGUUCACUGGCUUAAACCAAGCCACCAGAAUGCCAGGACUAAGCCAUCCUAAAGCAUAGGCAUCACGUCUCUGUCGGUAGCAGAGAAGAGAGCAUUUUGCUGCCCUUGUGUGUUUAGAACACCAACACCGAAGCAGCUGGCCCAGUGAGAGAGGCCCUACCCCUGGGUGCCCCCCGGCCAACCUCAGGCCAGUUUCCACACUGCCAGAACUUUCUUCAAUGUUGCCCCAAAUUGGAAUUUGCUACUUACCUUUAGAGGGUUGUUGACGGUGAAAGGAGGGACUGAGUCACUCUUAGCCAAACUCAACAAGUAUGGAAAGCAGCCUUUCACCCCGCUUCUGAAGACCAGUCAGUCAGCUGAAGGUUUUGUUGAACACAGGCAACCCUGGGACCUCAGUGCUCUUUGUAUCUCAGCCUGCAAAGCAAAGUUACCUUGAUUUCAGUUGUUUGCAUUUGUACUGGCAAGGCGAAAUAUUUUAUUACCUUUUCUAUUACUUAUUGUAUGAGCUUUUGUUGUUUACUUGGAGGUUUUGUCUUUUACUACGAGUUUGGAACUAUUUAUUAUUGCUUGGUAUUUGUGCUCUGUUUAAGAAACGGGCACUUUUUUUUUUUAUUAUUAUGGAUAAAAUGUUGAGAUGACAGGCAGUCAUGUCAAUAUGGCUUAGUAAAAUAUUUAUUGUUCCUUUGAUUCUCUGUACAAGAUUUUGGGCCUCUUUUUUUCCCUUAAUGUCACAAUGUUGAGUUCAGCAUGUGUCUGCCAUUUCAUUUGUACGCUUGUUGAAAACCAAGUUUGUUCUGGUUUCAAGUUAUAAAAAUAAAUUGGACAUUUAACUUGAUCUCCAAA